AUGACAGAACUCAACCGUGAGUUGAAGGAAUAUUUGUCCAGAAGUGAUGGGAAAUCGGAGUCCAAGGAGCCCCUUCUCCCUACCACCAUCAGGGACAUCAAGAUUCCCAAAAUAGGGUCGUGGUUCACUCGAAAUGGGACUGCGGGAAGCGAGGAAGAGGACACUGCUUCCUCUUCGUCAUCAUCGUCUUGGUUCUCGUCUGCUCAGUCUGAUCCUUGUCUUCCGAGUCUUAGACUGUCUCUAACAGUUUCCUUGGUAAUUCCUUAUGGUACAAAUGCAACUCCACCCAACAGUCUUGGAGGACACGUGGGGAACCGGGGGUUUGUGGGGGGGAUAAAGAGUGGGCCCAGCUUAAUUUUAGUGUCAGUAAAUGACAAAAGUUAA
Molecule: messenger RNA, 384 nt
Organism: Penaeus vannamei (Pacific white shrimp)
Lineage: Eukaryota; Metazoa; Arthropoda; Malacostraca; Decapoda; Penaeidae
Source: RefSeq, a predicted model, not a curated record